This is a messenger RNA of Oryzias melastigma (Indian medaka), 2381 nucleotides long. RefSeq names its product urea transporter 2. Gene Ontology annotation, cellular component: membrane. NCBI's taxonomy places the organism in Eukaryota, Metazoa, Chordata, Actinopteri, Beloniformes, Adrianichthyidae. The record is from RefSeq and is a predicted model, not a curated record. Bases 272 to 1423 code for a protein of 383 amino acids. The transcript is spliced from 9 exons. Gene Ontology annotation, molecular function: urea transmembrane transporter activity. Gene Ontology annotation, biological process: urea transmembrane transport.
GUACCAAAGCAGGGAGGAAAUGAAGUGACUGGAAGUGUGAGCCCAAUCGCCCCGUCCUUAACAACAGCUCACGCUGCUGAACUUUGUUCCCCAGCAAAGAAGGCAGUGAGUGAAUACAUCACCCAGCAGUUUAUAAGUCACCCCGUGGAACCUCAGCAGAGAGGGAAGAGGAGGAGAACAAGACCGAGCGGAACCGACGACAAAGUCAAAACCUUUCAGGAUAAACAGUUGUGUUUUUUUGAUAACUCGUCAAGGCCCUGCAGCUGCCGGCAUGUGGAUGGACUCUAAAGCAGAGGUGGAGUGGGCCAGCAGGACUCGUGCCAGCUUCAGUCGGCGGGUGUCAAACGCUCUGCUGUUGUUCACUGGAGAUAUGGAGUAUUUGGAUAAAUUCAUGGAGGAUAAGUGGUUUGCGCUGCAGCUGGCGGUGUGGGGGCUGCGGGGGGUGAGCAGAGUGAUUCUAGCCAACAACCCACUGAGCGGGGCGCUCAUCCUGGCUGCCUUGUACUGGGACUCCCCCUGGCAGGGCCUGCUGGGAACAGUGGGGGUACUGGCCUCCACGCUCACAGCUGUCAUCACAGGACAGGACAGUGGUGAAGUAGCAGGAGGUCUGCAUGGCUUCAACGGCAUGCUGGUGUCCCUGCUGAUGGGAGUGUUUAGCUCGGCUGGAGACUGGUACUGGUGGCUGCUGCUGCCCGCCUGCCUUGGAUCAGCUACAUGCAUCUUUUUGUACAGCGGACUCUCCACAUUUUUGCAACACUGGGACUUGCCUGCCGCUGUGUUUCCCUUCAACACAAUCAUUAUACUGUAUCUCCUUUGUACGGGCCCAAACAAUCCUUAUUUUCCUCAUCACCCCACCAUCCCGCCCGGAGAACUGGAGCCUAAUGGCACAGAGCUUGCAGCACUAAAGGUUCUUGGUGGUAUCCCUCUUGGUGUGGGACAGAUUUUUGCCUGUGGAGCUCUUAAGCCUUCACUUCUCAUCCUUGGCGCUGUAGUGCUUUACUCUCCACUACUGGCUGUCCAUGCUCUACUCGGAUCAGCGGUUGGAACCCUGGCCGGUUUAUCGGUGGCGGUGCGUCACCAGUGCCUGUACUCGGGGUUGUCCGGGUUUAACGGCGCUCUGGGCUGCAUGGCGGUCGGCGGACUCUUCUUCACUUUCAGCUGGAGGACUCACCUCUUUGCCAUCAGUAGCGCCUUCCUGUCUGCGUACUCUGAUAUCGCUAUGAGUAACAUGUUGGGAGCGUUGGGUCUCCCAGCAUGCAGUUGGGCAGCCACUCUAACAGCCACACUCAUGUUGCUGCUCACCGGUAGCUUAGCAACGUACCGCAUCCCCAUCAGUCGAGUGAGAGCCCCUGAACGCAACUUGUGCUUCCGCAGCCAAUGGGAAGCCGGCAACACAGCGGAUGGAGAGAGCACAGAUGUGUAACAGUCAUCCAUCAGGUCAGAGGGUGGAAGCACAUCUUCAGGAAUGUGUUGUAAACAUUGACAGUAUGUGAGAACUGGACUGGGUGACCCCUCACAUUCCAAACAGGAAGUACCUGCUAACUCCAAGAAGCCAAAAUCCCAUAGACUUCUAUUGUCAGAAUAACAAUUCUUCCUCAACUAUCUUUUUUUUAACAUGUUCUUGUUAAUCCUAUUCUUUUGUAGUUCAAGUUAUUCAAGUUAUAAACUGACCAAUCAGAAGCCUCAUUAAAAAUAGGUGGUCCCUAGUGAAAAAUGAAUUGGAUUAAUUUAGUUGGAGCAGCAAGAAAGUCAUUCUCAUAUACAGUCAAUGGUUGUAAAUGUUUGUAAAAAAAAAAAGAAGCAAAAGACAAAUUUAACUCAUAUUUUUUAUUAUUAAACAUCAACAUUGUUGUUUCAGUAGUUUGCCACCUUUAUUGUCGACCGUUGCUCAUCAUCAAACACAUUAACCAAAUAUAAAAAAAAUAAAAUAAUCAUUAAAACUGUUUUGACAAACAAAAACAAAGUGGAUUCAAUGUAAAAAAAAAUGUUUAAAAAUUACAGUUUUAUCAUUUACAUAUAAAAAAGUGUGGCUUUUACCAUUCAUUUUAACUGAAACCAUUUUGCAGAAACUGCACUGGCUCAAUGUAAACAGACGUUAAUUUACACAAAAACUUUUCUAAUUCCAACAGGGAUCAGCUUAUGAAACUAUUAAGUGUGGUUGGCUUUAAAACACUAUUGCUAAUUUCGGUGAUUGAAGUGUUUCUUUUUUUGUUUAAAGAAAAAUAAAAAAGGAAUUGAUGAAUCAUCAUUUUUCCACUCACAGUGCUUCCGUUUCAGGAUUUGAAAGAACUUUCACCAACCCUGUUUCCGAACUCUUCACCAAAACCACAGACGUUUUUAACAUGAAAGAAACUCAUUUAAAAAUGACUCAAAGAAAAAAA